Messenger RNA from Mercenaria mercenaria, 813 nucleotides. RefSeq lists its product as uncharacterized. The record is from RefSeq and is a predicted model, not a curated record. Lineage: Eukaryota; Metazoa; Mollusca; Bivalvia; Venerida; Veneridae. The transcript is spliced from 6 exons. The coding region runs from base 1 to 813 and encodes 270 amino acids.
AUGGCCUGGAGUAUUGAGGGUGUGAAUGGACAACUAUUUCUCACUAAUGAGAAAGGUGAAAAGCUCGUUAAUGACAAAGGCAACGACUACGGAUGUAUCAUAGGUGUAGCGUGUGGAAGGAGUAGUGCAGAGAUUGUGUUUCAGCUUGAAGGCUGCAAGUUCAGGAAACACAUGCUAAGGGCACUGUUCAAGUUCUCAACAGAAUUCACAAGGAGGAGUUCAUUAGAAAAGUGCACCACAAACCUGGAGUUUAUCAAGACACUAGAGGAGGAGGGUGUUAGCAGACUGACUUCCAAAAGAAAGACUCCUGAAACAAGAGCUAAAAACCGGGAAUGGCCAGCAUCUAGUGGAACAGUUGAGGCACCAUACACAGACGAAAACCAAGAAUUGACAAUUCUUAAAACCAAGAAUGCAGGAAAGUUCACAGUUGCCAUGGAAAGAUUAUCACCAGGUACGAAGGAGUACUUGAUCAGGCCAAUAUCUGAGGCAUGGGUACAUAGCAUUAAGGAUUCUAUUAAAAUGACACCAACAAGUCCAGUGACAAGACUGCCAGUCCUACUGGAUCCAAUUCAAGUAAGAAAUGAGAAUAACAGGUUACUGUCUUUUGAGAAAAAGUUUCUCAGUCCUGGAAAGAGCAGGACAGCCCAGCCCUUUCACAGAACAUAUUUACCCGAACCUAUAUGGACCGUGUACAAGCUGUUGCUACAGAACCAUCGCUACAGUUUUGGCAUGGAUAACUAUAGUUCUGAUAUUUUACAAGCCCCAGCUGAUGCAACAGAAACACGACAACGGUUGGAGCAUGGUGAACUAUAG